AAUUCUGCAAGUGGUUCUGAUUUACUAUUGCUGUAUUCUAGCUGGUCUAAAACCGCUUUUGACCUAAUGGGACGCUUUUUGGACGCCAUGCACUUUUCUAAGUUUCCAGGCAGAAAGGACAGUAAAAAUGCAGGCAGGGCACAGGACAAAGCACUCGGGACAAAAUGUAUGUGAAAUGCUUUGAAACAUGAAUGUCAGUUUUUAACAUUUUCAAAUUUCCCGCCGGUUCCGGCCCCCGUAUGUCCCACGCUCGCAGGGACCAGAAGACAGAUGUCGGCAUUGACUGGAGGAGAUGGCCGGGGAUGCAGCAGGGGACACAU
Messenger RNA from Staurois parvus, 320 nucleotides. The record is from the annotation of a GenBank genome assembly. NCBI's taxonomy places the organism in Eukaryota, Metazoa, Chordata, Amphibia, Anura, Ranidae.